AGAAUAUGAAAAGUUUUGGAAAACUGUAGAAAAUAAUCCUCAGGAUUUUACAGGCUGGGUAUAUUUGCUUCAGUAUGUAGAACAGGAGAAUCACUUGAUGGCUGCCAGGAAAGCAUUUGACAAAUUUUUCAUACACUAUCCGUAUUGCUAUGGUUACUGGAAAAAGUAUGCAGACCUUGAAAAGCGGCAUGACAACAUUAAACAAUCAGACGAGGUGCGUACAUCACUGAAUAAAAUAAUUUCCAUUAGGUACUGUAAGCCAAAUAACAAAGACUUUUUUUUUCUUUGGCUGGCAGUACCUACGAUUUGUGGUCAAACAAUUUUAUAGGGUAUUUUAUUUGCAUUUGUCACUCUUGUGGCAUUUGUAGCUAAUAUUUUCUCUCUUUGUUGGCAGGUGCGUUAAACCUCUACAGUUUGUCAAGCUUUGCAGUGCAAGCCUCUGUAUUACACUGCAGCUUAACAAACGCUGUCAUUGGUGCUCUAAUGGGUCUGUGCCCUAUGGUCUGUAACCCAAAGCCUGCCCACACAACCCGGUCAGAAUGCAGGGACUGCUGCGCUUUGAAGAUCAAGACUCUGCACGUGGGGAUCAGAACAUUGCCAUGUUCUAUCCAACCUCCACCCAAAUGGUGUAUCGACGGGGGCUUCAGGCAAUACCUCUUAGUGUUGACCUUUGGAUACAUUAUAUAAACUUCUUAAAAGAAACAUUGGAUCCUGGGGAUUCUGAGACAAACAGUACAAUAAGAGGAACUUUUGAACACGCUGUUCUAGCUGCAGGAACAGAUUUCCGAUCUGACAGACUAUGGGAAAUGUAUAUAAACUGGGAGAAUGAACAGGGAAACCUGAGAGAAGUUACAGCUAUAUAUGAUCGUAUUCUUGGUAUUCCAACACAGCUGUAUAGUCAUCAUUUUCAGAGAUUUAAAGAGCAUGUACAGAAUAACUUGCCUAGAGAUCUUCUAACUGGUGAACAGUUUAUUCAGCUGCGAAGGGAAUUAGCUUCUGUAAAUGGACACAGUGGUGAUGAUGGUCCUCCUGGUGAUGAUCUGCCAUCAGGAAUUGAAGACAUAACUGAUCCAGCAAAGCUAAUUACUGAAAUAGAAAACAUGAGGCACAGAAUCAUUGAAAUUCAUCAAGAAAUGUUUAAUUAUAAUGAGCAUGAAGUUAGUAAAAGGUGGACAUUUGAAGAAGGUAUUAAAAGACCUUAUUUUCAUGUGAAACCAUUGGAAAAGGCACAAUUAAAAAACUGGAAAGAAUACUUAGAAUUUGAAAUUGAAAAUGGGACUCAUGAACGAGUUGUGGUUCUCUUUGAAAGAUGUGUCAUAUCAUGUGCCCUCUAUGAGGAGUUUUGGAUUAAGUAUGCCAAGUACAUGGAAAACCAUAGCAUUGAAGGAGUGAGGCAUGUCUUCAGCAGAGCUUGCACUAUUCAUCUCCCAAAGAAACCUGUGGUGCAUAUGCUUUGGGCAGCUUUUGAGGAACAGCAGGGUAAUAUUAAUGAAGCCAGGAAUAUCUUGAGAACAUUUGAAGAAUGUGUUCUAGGAUUGGCAAUGGUUCGUUUGAGAAGAGUAAGUUUAGAACGACGACAUGGAAAUAUGGAAGAAGCUGAACAUUUGCUUCAAGAUGCUAUUAAGAAUGCCAAAUCGAAUAGUGAAUCAUCGUUUUAUGCUAUUAAACUAGCCCGGCAUCUUUUCAAAAUACAAAAAAACUUUGCAAAAUCAAAAAAGGUGCUUUUGGAAGCAAUUGAAAGAGACAAAGAGAACACAAAGUUAUACCUCAAUUUACUUGAAAUGGAAUAUAGUGGUGACCUCAAACAAAAUGAAGAAAAUAUCCUAAAUUGUUUUGACAAAGCUAUACAUGGUUCAUUACCUGUUAAAAUGAGAAUUACAUUUUCUCAGAGAAAAGUGGAAUUUCUUGAAGAUUUUGGUUCAGAUGUUAAUAAUGGAUUUUUUUUAUUACUUCUCAGGCUUCUGAGUGCUUAUGAUGAGCAUCAAACACUCCUAAAAGAACAGGAUUCUUUGAAAAGGAAAGCAGAAAAUGGAUCAGAAGAACCAGAGGAAAAAAAAGCACACACAGAAGAUACAACUUCAUCCUCUGCGCAGUUGAUUGAUGGUGAUUUACAAGCAAAUCAAGCUGCAUAUAAUUAUAGUGCCUGGUAUCAAUACAAUUACCAGAAUCCUUGGAAUUAUGGACAGUAUUAUCCUCCCCCUCCAACUUGAUGGGAAAAUAUAAAUAUCAGAUGGAGUGUGUGGAAAGUAUAACGUUAUUUUUUUUCAACAAGAGAUGUAAACAUUGGCUUGUCAUAUUUGACAACUUGUCUUCCCUGUUUCUGUGUAACAUAUGAUUUUAGUAUUAGGAAAAAUGUCACUUAGUAGCUUACCACAGAUACUAUUUCCUACCAUUUAUAAAGUUUACUUUUUAUUGGAGAACUAUUUUUUGAUUUUUGCAUUAAGUGGUCUAGAAUUCUUUUGCAAUGCAUUUGCAACAGUUUUGUAGCCUUAAGGGUAGGAAAAAAACUGACUGCAAAUCAUGUCAGUGUAGUACAAGAGUCUGAAAAUACAUAAAGGGCUGGUUAUUAAGGAUUUACCUCUCUGUAAAAAGAGAAAAAAAAACCCACCAAAAAACGGAUUUUUAACCUUUACUGACCAGGCUUUGUCUGCGUGUUUCAAUUAUCCCUGUGAAUUUUGAUUUAACUGCAGGAAAGAUACACACUAUUAAAAUAGUAUGUCAUGACAUAGAGAUUACAAAUCAGAAAAUCGAAUGUUUGCAUCCCUUUAAAAAAUGAAAAUUGUAUCAAAAUUUAUGUUGUUUCAGAAGACUUUGUAUUUACAAUAUUCAUGUAAAUUUGUGAACAAGCUUUCAUUUUGAUCAAACUGAUCAUCUACAUUUUUGUAAUAAAACUGAAGACUCAUCCACCAA
This is a messenger RNA of Myotis lucifugus (little brown bat), 2910 nucleotides long. RefSeq names its product pre-mRNA processing factor 39 (gene PRPF39). Gene Ontology annotation, biological process: RNA processing; mRNA 5'-splice site recognition. The transcript is spliced from 14 exons. Lineage: Eukaryota; Metazoa; Chordata; Mammalia; Chiroptera; Vespertilionidae. Gene Ontology annotation, molecular function: protein binding. Gene Ontology annotation, cellular component: U1 snRNP; commitment complex; U2-type prespliceosome. The record is from RefSeq and is a predicted model, not a curated record. Bases 540 to 2210 code for a protein of 556 amino acids.